UUACAGCAAACGAUGCCUACAUGCGCACAGAAACCAGCAAAUCAUGAAAAUCUACAGAUAUUUGGUAUUGCUUGCGGCAGCUUCGUUUUUACUACUCUUGUACUACAUUUACCGGGUUGGCGAAAGGUACAAUUUUGGCGAAGAGGAUUUAGUUGAUCAGAUUACAAAUGGUGUAACGAAUGGCGCCAGUGCAAGGUUUGUAACAUUUAAAAUUUCCAGAAAAUUCACAACAAAUUUUUCCAAUAGCACAGAGAUAUCUGUCGUGGUGGUGGCAUGUAACGAACGGCACAACGAAGCACUCAACAUGAUUAAAUCAGCAAUUAUAUUCAACCGAAACCUAUCACCAUUGCGAUUUAUUAUAAUCUCAGAGGAAAAAUUGAAAAUUAAUUUCAUGGAGAAGCUGAAUGACUGGCAGGAGAUCACCAACAGUGUAUUUACGUACGAGAUACAUUCGUUGACUUUUCCUCGAAACAACCAAGACGAAUGGAGGAAAUUGUUUAAGCCAUGUGCUGCACAACGGCUGUUUUUACCGUCCCUACUUCAUCAUCUCGACUCGGUCCUGUAUGUUGAUUCCGACACUGUAUUUCUAUCUCCUGUACAAGAAAUAUGGGCAAUGUUUCAAAACUUCAACACAUCACAGUUUGCCGGAAUGGCACCUGAGCACGAGGACACGAACGCAGGAUGGUAUAACCGUUUUGCGCGCCACCCGUAUUAUGGGGAGCUGGGAGUUAACUCUGGCGUUAUGCUAAUGAAUCUUACUCGAAUGAGGGAAUUUCAUUGGGAAGAACACAUACUGCCAAUUUAUCGGGAGUACCGUUUGCAGUUGGUUUGGGGUGAUCAGGAUAUACUAAACGUACUGUUUCACUACAAUCCGGAUCGGUUAUUUGUGUUUCCUUGCUAUUGGAAUUAUCGCGCAGAUCAUUGUAUGUACAUGAGCGUUUGCGAAGCUCCUGAUGGAGUAAAGAUUAUUCAUGGUAACAGGGGGUACUUUCAUUCCCAAGCGCAGCCUAUUUUUAACCUCAUUUACACGGCUAUUGAAGAGUACACGUUUCGAACAGAUGUCCAUAGCAAUUUUAUACGCAAUAUCGAAGAAUCCCUGGUGCUACCAAGCAACUCGAACUGUGAUAAACUAUUGGACAAAUUCUUACAAGAUCCUCGAAAAUACUUCAAAGAAAGCCAGUAUGAAGUGAUGCCCUAGCUGGUAGCAAUUUAAUUCUACCGGUGGUGCUGUUUCAACUUUUAAAAUUAUGCUAGUAACGUACAUUCCACGACAUUUCUACUAGGAGAUUUACUUCACAUACUCGCCUAGAGGAUUUCAUUUCAUAUAGUUCGAAUCAUUGUAAUGUAAAGAAAAAUGUGUAUCUAUU
This is a messenger RNA of Anopheles nili, 1367 nucleotides long. RefSeq names its product glucoside xylosyltransferase 1 (gene shams). Gene Ontology annotation, molecular function: UDP-xylosyltransferase activity. Gene Ontology annotation, biological process: protein O-linked glycosylation via N-acetylgalactosamine. NCBI's taxonomy places the organism in Eukaryota, Metazoa, Arthropoda, Insecta, Diptera, Culicidae. The transcript has 3 exons. The coding region runs from base 44 to 1198 and encodes 384 amino acids. The record is from RefSeq and is a predicted model, not a curated record.